Molecule: messenger RNA, 2252 nt
Organism: Anopheles bellator
Lineage: Eukaryota; Metazoa; Arthropoda; Insecta; Diptera; Culicidae
Product: zinc finger protein 883-like
Exons: 3
Coding region: 106-2178 (690 amino acids)
Cellular component (GO): nucleus
Molecular function (GO): zinc ion binding
Source: RefSeq, a predicted model, not a curated record
UUCAUUUUUCAUUGCGAUUUAUUCAAUUUAAGAUAAUCAGUCAAAUCAUUUCACAGAAACAGAAUACUAUUUCGGAAUCAACAAGUGUAGAAUCUGUCAGUGGAAAUGGAAACUAUCUUGUAUCUUAAAAGAGCAUUGUCCUCCGGGGACUCGAGCGUGUGUCGUUUGUGCCUGUCGCCGGAUGUGGCUUCGGAACCACUAACGCAAGACGAAACGGGGAAAAAUCUUAUGCAAAAAAUCUUCGAUUGUACAAGCAUUCAGAUCAUACCCUUAACAGGCAUUUCUUCGGUCUUGUGUACCGUUUGCAAAAGACGUGUGGAGGACUUUUAUCUGUUUCGUUACCAGUGUAUUAAAAACAACGAAGUUCUCAACGAAUUUGCGGCGGAAUUCAGCAAAUCGCCAUUACACAUCUCAGGAUCAGAAAUCACCGUACUUUCCAUCGAGCAUGUGCAACAAACCAAUGUGUCACUGCUAAACGAGGAUCCCAAAACAUAUAACAUUGAUAGGGUUGGCUUGGAUCAUACAUACAAUGCACAAGAGACAGACAUAGCGCACGAGUUCGAUAUUAACGGUGGUCUUUAUCAGCCGGAAGUAAAGUUGGAACACAAUGACGAUCAUCUAUCUGAGGUUCUGGAGCAAACGGAUCCUCUUGAAACGGAGCCUAAACAGUCAGUGAAUCCAGAAACAAAUAAGCAUAUAAAAAUGAAUAACAAAGAGGAAAGAAAUCAAUCCCUCAAGGAUUCUGCUCCCAGCACGGUUGAAGACCUGCCACAAGCUGAUUUGCAGUUAUUUCAAGAGCCGAUUGAACGAAUUCACACCGAGGAACCGCCUUUGGUGAGUAAUAUCUGCAACGACGCGUUCAUAACCCGAGAUAUACUGCAGCAACCUGCGAAAACUCACAACAAAGACAAGCAGCAUAAAUGCCCUCACUGUUCCGCAAGUUUUGUGGCACAUCGGCGUUUAGUUAUUCACCUUCGUCAGCACACCGGAGAAAAGCCUUUCGAAUGCCAAGUCUGUCACAAAGCGUAUAUUUCAGAAGAUGGAUUGAAAUCUCAUACGAGAGUUCAUAACAAGGAUCAACAAUACCAAUGUCCUCAAUGUUCCGCUAAGUUCGCACAGUCUACGAAACUAACAAUCCACAUCCGCACCCAUCAUGACGGUAAAAAGCCUAUUGUGUGCAAAAUCUGCAACAAAGCGUUUGCUGUUUUGUCUCGAUUGACUAGGCAUAUGCAUACGCACAACGAAAAGAGCCAUUGCGUCUGUCACUACUGUUCUGCUAAAUUUGCCUAUACAACAACGCUUGAAACCCACAUCCGUCGAACCCAUGCAAGCGCAAAAAUACCCAGCAGGCCUUAUCAGUGCAAAAUGUGCAACAAGUCUUUCAAAACACUUUCAACCCUGAUACAUCAUAAAAAUAUUCAUACCAAUGAGAGACAAUAUCAAUGUCCACACUGUCCUUCUAAGUUCUCCAACUCAUGUAACCUCAAAACACACAUCCGCUUCCACACCGGUGAAAGGCCUUACGUGUGUAAAGUUUGCGACAAACCGUUCUAUACAUCCUCUCAUCUGAAUACGCAUGCUAAAAUCCACAACAAGGACGAACAGCUUCAAUGCAGCUACUGUCCUGCUAGGUUCGCUCAGCCAGGAAGCUUAACGAUUCACAUUCGUAAGCACACCGGUGAAAGGCCGUUUAUGUGCGAAAUUUGUGCUGCGAAAUUCAAACAUUCAACAGCACUUAAAACCCAUAUCCGUCGAGCCCACGAAGCAAUACCUAGCAAGCCUGUAGAAUGCAACAUAUGCAACAAAGUUUUAAGUUCACCGAGUAGUCUAUACAGUCAUAAGAAAACUCACCAAUCGUCAUCAACAAAGCUUAAAACUCAGGCCGCUGAAGAAAAAUCCAACAAGCCUGUAAAGUGUAAAGUUUGCAAUAGAGUCUUCGGUUCACUUCGCAACCUAUGGGGACAUAUGAAAACUCAUGAACUCAAGUUAGUGGAGGACAGAAAAUAUCAGUGUCCAACAUGCCCUGCUAAGUUCUGCAAAUCAGGUCCCCUUAAAAAGCACAUUCGUCAUCACACCGGUGAACGGCCAUAUGCGUGCAAACUGUGCGGCAAAGCAUUCCAUACAUCAGGCAAUCUAAGUGCGCAUGGUAAAACCCAUAACAAGGAUCAACAAAAAUAAAGUGGCCAAACGACUGCUAGCUUCGUUUAGCCUGUAAUGCUACAGAUUCACGUUCGUAGGCAUACCAGUGAAAC